Cantharellus anzutake is the source of this 543-nucleotide messenger RNA. RefSeq lists its product as uncharacterized. The annotation marks the transcript as partial. The transcript is spliced from 3 exons. NCBI's taxonomy places the organism in Eukaryota, Fungi, Basidiomycota, Agaricomycetes, Cantharellales, Hydnaceae. The record is from RefSeq and is a predicted model, not a curated record.
GUGAUAGCGGGAAAAGGGGUUUUAAAUUAUGAGUUGUCGUUGGAUGCAAUAGCAAGUGCAGGCGCAUCGAACUUCCAAAUCGCGCGGACACACCCAACCCACUCCAAAGGGCCUAAUAAUGACAUGGCGACGCAAUCAGCGAGUUCUUGCGAAUCCUCGUGCCUGGAAGUAUAAGUUAAUGUGGCCAUUAACAACUCGGAUGCUGCCAACGCUCAGCCAGCACUCAAUCCUCGAAGCGACUUCAACUCCAGACUCGUACCCAGUCUGGUUUAACUCUUAACACAAUGUGUUCUCUUCAUGUUGGCGGGAAAUAUUUCGGGCUGAUCGGCAUCACUUUUGUGUUCAUCUCAACCCGUCCAACUACCACAUACAUAAUAUGUUUCCCUUAUAUUGCUUCGCGCACACAGACCCAUGGAAAGUUUCUGGGUAAGUAGCUCGCCCAGAAACCCAUACUGCGCGCGCGAACAUAAUUUGAGGGGAGGUAUCAGCAAUAUUGUCCCUUCUGCACGCAACGACUGGAGUACGUUGCAACGUUUCUGGGAU